This is a messenger RNA of [Candida] anglica, 1057 nucleotides long. NCBI's taxonomy places the organism in Eukaryota, Fungi, Ascomycota, Pichiomycetes, Serinales, Debaryomycetaceae. The record is from the annotation of a GenBank genome assembly.
UAGUACCCUUAAAAAAAUUGUUACAUCUGUUUCUGAUAUAAUAUUCUUCCAAAAAGUCAUAAUAAUAAUAAUAAUAAUAAAAAUAAAAGAUUAAUCAAUGGAUAGAGAAGCAAAUCUGAAAAUCAACUGGGAAAGGGUAUCUCCGGAUUCUCUCAAUCUUGCAGGUGUGAAUGUUGCAAUUGUUGGUGGAACUGGAGGACUUGGUCGUGCUAUCAGUCGUUUUAUGACUUCCCGCGGUGCAAAUGUAACUGUGGUUGGACAAACGUUCCGCGAUGAUGAUUUGAAAGGAAUUAAGUUCAUCAAAUCUGAUUUAAGUCUCUUGUCAGAAUCAGAACGUGUUGCAAAAGUCUUGCCAGUGGAAAAACUCAGUACUAUUAUUUUCACCACAGGUAUAUUUGCAGGACCCAAACGAGAAGAAACACCUGAAGGAAUUGAGCGUGAUAUGGCAGUCAGUUACUUAAAUAGAUUUGUUAUGCUUCGUGAUAUGAUUCCUAGAUUAAAACCAUCAAAGGAUAAUAUAAAGCCUAGAAUAUUUGUUAUGGGCUACCCGGGAAAUGGAAAACUUGGAGAAAUAGAUGAUUUAAAUUCCGAUAAAUCGUACAAAUCUUUAGCAACACACAUGACUACAGUUGCAGGAAAUGAAGCAUUGGUCAUUGAUACUGCGAUUAAACAUCCAGAAAUAAAUAUUUUUGGCUUAAAUCCUGGUUUAGUCAAGACUAACAUUCGUGAUAACUUUUUAGGAGAAAAUACUUGGAAGUCUAGAAUAGUUGAGUUUUUCAUUGGUAAAUUUUCUCAAAAUGCUGAUACAUAUGCCAGAAAUAUUACCCCGCUUAUUGUGUCGCCCAGUAUUGAGAAGUUCAGUGGAGCGAUGUUUAACAAUAAGGGAAAGUCUAUCCUAGCUUCUGCUGGGAUUACUGAUGAGUAUGCACAAAGAUUCAUGGUUGAGUCUGCAAAAUUGGUAGCUAGGGCAAAGACGGCUUGAGGGGCUCAAGUUGUAAGUAUAUAAAACAUGAAAUUCAGCGUAAAUAUUAAUAUUUUGGUAAAUUUUACUUGUAUC